GGCAAGUGAUUGUGUUGUGUGUUAUGUAAUUAAAGUAGAAGUGCUUAGUGCGCGCACGCGCUCUCGUGAUUUUAUUAUCGGUAUCAAAAUAUUAAAAAUUCCACUUUUACAACGCACUAAAGUUUUUUGAGUGAUAGAUUUCAGAGAAAAUUUCAUUGAGAAAUCGGUAGCGGGACGUAUUGUAUUGAUACCAGUUUCUUUGUAAAUUAAAAAGUAUUGUUUGCAAAACGAAAUUAAAGUGUAACUCCUAGCCUCCUAGGAUAGUGUGUGCUGUGUGUAGUGUGAGCGGCAAAGUGCAUGUGCAAGUGCCGAGUGCGGGGCCGGGCCCGGGCCGGAGUCCAGGGGGCAGCAUGAGCUAGCCGGCUGGCGGCCGACUGGACAUGUUGCGCGAGCGGGCGUGUGCGGCGGACUCGCGCGGCUGCGUGUCGCUGCAGCAGGUGCUAGCUGCGUUCUCGGCCGGCGUGACCGAGCAGCACGCCUGGGCGCUGCUGUACCAGGCGGCGCGCUGCUUCCAGCGGGAGUGGACGGCCUGCGGGGGUGGCGGGAGCGCGCUGCGCCUGCCACUCACCGCUGAUCACCUGCUGCUGCACCGCGACGGCGACGUGCACGCAGACUCGCUGCGGCCGACACUCGCCUCAGAUGAGAGCAGGCCGAGGGUGUCGUCGGAACACGAGCUGGUGAAGGCGCUGGGCUUGCUGGUGUUCGAGGCGCUGGACUUCGCGCAGGAUGACGACGAGGAGCGGCUCAUGUCGCCCGAGCUGGAGCGGCUCAUCGGAGAGAUGACCAGCACCUCGGAGACAGAUGGCAAUGAGGAGCAGGACGACGACUCCGAGGGCGAGGGAGCGCGCACGGACACCGACGACGAGGGCAUCGAGCGCGACGCCGACCCGACGCCUCGCGCCGCGCGGGCCCGCCGGCGGCCGCCCGCACCGCGGCUCGCUGAUAUCGUGCAGCGCUGCGGGCGGCAGGGCGGCGGCGGGCGAGCGGCCGAGGGUCACUACCGCGCCGUGGUCCGCGCGCUGCUGGCGGAGGCCCGCGAGCUGGCCUCGUUCCUGGAGCGCGUGCGGGACGCGGCGGCCGCGCAGGACCUGGGCGCGCCCGCGGCCACGCAGCACCAGCUGCGGCGUCUGCACUUCUCCGACUGGGCGCGGUUCUGGAUGCAAGUGAUCGGCGAGCUACGGAUGGGGGUCCAGCUGAAGAAGGUGAACUACUCGCGGACGCCCAUCGAAUACGAGAUGACUCCCUACGAGAUCCUCAUGGACGACAUCCGCUCCCGCCGGUACACGCUGCGCAAGGUGGACGCUGCGAUACCACACAAUGUGAAAAAGGACGCGCACGCAAUGAUACUGGAGUUCAUCCGGAGCAGACCGCCGCUCAGAAAGGCCUCGGAGCGCAAGCUGCCGCCGGCGCGGCGCGAGGCGACGCCGCGGGAGCUGCUGCUGCAGUCCAUCCAGCGAGGCCGGCCGCUGCGGUCCGCGCGCUCCGCUCGCGCCACGCGCCACGCCGCCACCUCCAGCCAGCCUCCUGUCUAUCAAGUGUUCUGUCCUGUCCUGAACCCUGAUCCUUCUAUCCGUCUCCACACUUGAUCGAAUAUUUAUAUGUAAUUUAUAACUGUAUCUUGAUUAUUUUUAAAUUUAAUAAAUUCGAAAUUAUUGUAUUAUGUUGCUGUUAUUAUUUUUUCGUGUUUUGUAGAAUUUAGAUGCAUGAAAUAACUUUUUUCAUCACUACUAAUAGCCUAAGAUCCCACCGCUCGAUUCUGCAGGUACGUGUUUUUUUUUUAUUAAAGUAAUUUUAAAUGAACGUUUAGGGAGGAAGCAAUGUAUUAGCCAUAGGGUGCUUAUAAAAA
Messenger RNA from Leptidea sinapis, 1846 nucleotides. RefSeq names its product protein spire (gene spir). Gene Ontology annotation, cellular component: cytoplasmic vesicle membrane; cell cortex. Gene Ontology annotation, molecular function: actin binding. NCBI's taxonomy places the organism in Eukaryota, Metazoa, Arthropoda, Insecta, Lepidoptera, Pieridae. The transcript has 9 exons. The record is from RefSeq and is a predicted model, not a curated record. Gene Ontology annotation, biological process: Golgi vesicle transport; actin filament network formation; actin filament polymerization. Bases 381 to 1586 code for a protein of 401 amino acids.